CUUAAGACACUCCCAUCACGGAAGAGGGAGGAGAAUAAAAUCCACACAUUUAAGCAUCAACUUGUCCGGUUUUGGGCAAUCUCUCUCGUCCGGUUUUGGCAAGAAACUGCUCUGCUAACAAUGAAUUUCCAGGGUUACGGUGCACCGGCUCCGGGCGGGUAUCCAGGUGGAUUCCCUGGACAGCAGCAGGACCCUCUGUAUGGAUACUUUACUGCAGUUGCUGGUCAAGAUGGCCAGAUAUCUGCAGAAGAACUUCAAACUUGUUUGACUCAGGCCAACUUCUCUGGUGGCUACCGACCUUUCAACAUUGAGACAUGUAGACUGAUGAUCAGCAUGCUUGAUAGAGACAUGUCUUGCUCAAUGGGAUUUAAUGAGUUUAAGGAGCUGUGGGCGGUGCUCAAUGGCUGGAAGCAGCACUUCAUGAGCAUUGACAAGGACAUGAGUGGCACAGUCGACCCACAGGAAAUGGGCCAGGCUGUUUCGUCUAUGGGGUACAGGCUCAGUCCUCAGGCCAUGAACUGCAUAAUUAAGCGUUACAGCUCUAAUGGGAAGAUCUCAUUUGAUGAUUAUGUCGCUUGCAGUGUCAAACUGAGGAGCUUGACUGAUUUGUUCAGAAGGAGGGACCAGGCACAACAGGGAAUGGCGACAUUUCAGUAUGAUGAUUUCAUCCAAUGCACCAUGAGCAUCUGAGAGAAGCCUCUGGGUUCAUGUAACUUGCAAUUUUAAAUGAUUUACUUACAUGUGCUUUCAUGUCAUACUUUGGAUAGAUUGUAGUACUUAUACAAUAUAAAACAAUGUUGUUGGCAUUAUGCACCAUUAUCGACACCAAUGACAUUUACAGACUAACCACUCAAAAUCAACAUAUAUCCUCUAUAUAUCAAGUCAUUGUAUCAAAGCAGCUAUACAGAAAUUCAUGAUAUUAAUGUUUAUAAUAUCCUAAUGCCUUAGAGUUGCAUUUAGCAGAUUAGAGACACAUUACAGUAUACCAUCAAAAUCAGCAUCCCAACUCUGGCAUCUUGUCAGCGCAUUUGUAUACCCCUAAUGUAUUUGUUUUAAAUUUGCACGGUCAGUAAUGAAUACUAUAUCAAUGUGAGGAGGGCUAAACUUCAGAUCCAUGUGUCCUGUUAACUGGAAGUAAAAUGUUAUACUAUGUAUCACCAAAGAAUUAAUGACACGUGUGUCUGCUCUACUUUUUGACUCUGUUUGGCUGUUUGACAUGUUCGUAAGAUCUAUAUGAGCAUAUUUUUAUUUACAUUGACUUAAUUUUUAAAUAACAUAACAUUUAAGACAUUCCCUGUUUGACUUAAUAAAUAACGACAGAAUACUUA
This is a messenger RNA of Labeo rohita (rohu), 1328 nucleotides long. RefSeq names its product sorcin (gene sri). Gene Ontology annotation, molecular function: calcium ion binding. The transcript has 8 exons. The record is from RefSeq and is a predicted model, not a curated record. Lineage: Eukaryota; Metazoa; Chordata; Actinopteri; Cypriniformes; Cyprinidae. The coding region runs from base 121 to 690 and encodes 189 amino acids.